This is a messenger RNA of Dovyalis caffra, 378 nucleotides long. The record is from the annotation of a GenBank genome assembly. NCBI's taxonomy places the organism in Eukaryota, Viridiplantae, Streptophyta, Magnoliopsida, Malpighiales, Salicaceae.
AUGAUGACUGCUACUGCUCUCCCACAAUUCAAUGGCCUAAGACCCUCAGCUGCCCCUGUAAAAACCCUGGCAGCUGUUCAGCCAAUGAGGCGAACGGGAAAUGGAGCCCUAGGUGCUCGUAUGGAUUUCAUUGGUUCACCCACGAAUUUGAUAAUGGUGACUAGCACAAGCCUGAUGCUAUUUGCUGGGAGAUUUGGGUUAGCUCCAUCGGCAAACAGGAAGGCAACGGCAGGAUUGAAGCUGGAAGUGAGGGACGCAGGCUUACAGACUGGUGAUCCGGCUGGUUUCACUCUUGCCGAUACCUUGGCUUGUGGGACUGUUGGUCACAUAAUUGGUGUUGGGGUUGUUCUUGGUCUUAAGAACAUUGGUGCAUUGUAA